Suillus subaureus is the source of this 1179-nucleotide messenger RNA. Its product is annotated as endopeptidase. The record is from RefSeq and is a predicted model, not a curated record. Gene Ontology annotation, cellular component: fungal-type vacuole. Gene Ontology annotation, molecular function: aspartic-type endopeptidase activity. NCBI's taxonomy places the organism in Eukaryota, Fungi, Basidiomycota, Agaricomycetes, Boletales, Suillaceae. Gene Ontology annotation, biological process: proteolysis. The transcript is spliced from 7 exons. The coding region runs from base 1 to 1179 and encodes 392 amino acids.
AUGAUGGGAUGCUUUGAGAGCAGCUUUGAGACUUGCUGCCAAGCAUUUGCGCCGUGCUCGUACACUGCUUCUGGUGUUCACAAAUUAAAGCUUAACAAGCUACCACAAGUAUCACCAGGUCAUUCACUAGAGACUGCCUACCUUGCCGAGAAGUAUGGCGCAGUACCUUCCCAACAACUACCUUUGAUGGGUGCUGGCGGUGCUGGCCGUCACAUUCGCCCACCAACGGGUGAAGAUGACCUCUUCUGGACCCAGGAGGUCAUCAACGGUGGACACGACGUCCCCCUCACCAACUUCAUGAACGCUCAGUAUUUUACUGAGAUCCUCAUCGGUACGCCUCCUCAAUCAUUCAAGGUUAUCCUUGAUACUGGUCUAGCUUCUUCCUCCUCGUACAAGGCCAAUGGAUCUGAAUUCUCCAUUCAGUACGGUACUGGCUCCAUGGAAGGCUACGUCUCCUCAGACGUUCUCACCAUCGGUGACCUCACUAUCCGUAGCCAAGACUUUGCAGAGGCCACCAAAGAGCCUGGUCUCACUUUUGCCUUCGGCAAGUUCGAUGGUAUUCUCGGCCUUGCCUACGAUACCAUUUCUGUUAACCACAUCACUCCCCCAUUCUACAACAUGAUUAACCAGGGUCUCAUCGACGAGCCUGUCUUCGCCUUCCGCCUUGGUGAAUCAGAAGCUGAUGGUGGCGAGGCCACGUUUGGUGGUGUCGACCACGCUGCGUACACUGGUACCAUCGAUUACGUCCCUCUCCGCCGCAAGGCAUACUGGGAAGUUGAGCUUGAGAAGGUCGCAUUUGGAAGCGAUGUACUGGAACUCGAUAUGACGGGCGCUGCUAUUGACACCGGCACCUCCCUCAUCGCCCUUCCCACUGACAUUGCCGAAAUGCUCAAUACCCAAAUUGGCGCCACCAAGUCCUGGAACGGCCAAUACCAAGUGGACUGUGCUAAAGUCCCAUCUCUUCCCGAGCUGACCUUCUAUUUCGGUGGCCGACCCUACCCACUCAAGGGAAGCGACUAUGUAUUGGAAGUUCAGGGCACGUGCAUUUCCUCGUUCACCGGUAUGGAUAUCAACCUGCCUGGAGGUUCAUUGUGGAUUAUUGGUGAUGUGUUCCUCCGCCGCUACUACACGGUUUACGACCUCGGCCGGGACGCUGUUGGGUUCGCCAAGGCUGCGUGA